AUGGAUGAUCUUGAAGGUCAAAAGCACAUUCAUCCUAAACGUAUAGUUCUAUGUUGUGAUGGCACAUGGAUGGAUAGUGAUGAUGGAUUCACUAAACCGACACUGAUUCCCUACAAACCAACUGGUACAUUACAGACUCCAAGUAACGUGACCCGCCUAUCAAGAUGCCUGAGAAGAUAUGGUCCAGAUGGAACUCAUCAGAUCAUUUACUAUCAUUCUGGUGUAGGCACGGGUAGUAGUAUGUUGGAUACCCUCAGUGGAGGUAUGCUUGGCACUGGUAUUUCCGAGAACAUUCGUGAAGUUUAUAGUUUUAUUGCCGCGAACUAUACUCCCGGAGAUGAAAUAAUUCUUGUUGGGUUCUCUCGUGGUGCCUUCACUGCCAGAAGUGUUGCAGGAAUGAUCUCUGACAUUGGAUUACUCACUCGUUAUGGCAUGUCGAACUUUUAUGCUAUAUUCAAAGACCAGGAAAACUUCAGAAAUGCCAAUUACAAAGAUAUCUUUCCGGAUAUACCUUUUUCAAACAAACCAAAGGAUGGUGAUGAGUACAAGAAGAGAUUGGUAGAACAAAAUUUAACCCGGGUUUAUGACCCGAAUGGAUCUAGAAUCAGAGUUCAUGCGGUUGCUGUGUGGGAUACUGUAGGAUCUUUGGGUAUUCCAAAUAUCGCUCUUCUUGCAAAACUUGGACUUCCACAUUCUACUAAGGAGUACAAGUUUCACGAUACGAAUCUUUCAGGCUACAUCAGACAUGCUUUCCAAGCUUUGGCACUCGACGAACAUCGAAGACCUUUUAGUCCCGCCGUUUGGGAGAUAAGAGAUUUCGAAGAUGAACCCACUGACUUGCGACAAGUCUGGUUCCCAGGAAGUCAUGCCAAUGUUGGAGGAGGUUACGAUGAUCAGGAAAUCGCAAACAUUACUUUGGCCUGGAUGAUGGAUCAGCUUGCCUCCAUUGGGGUCUCUUUUCACGAAGAUGCCAUUGACGUAAUAUUUCAAAAGAGCGUCCAUUAUUACGAAACUCUACCACCUCCUUCCACAUCUAUCUUUAGGUUUUCGAAGCCAAUUAACGAAUGGGCAACGCCUGCCGUUUAUGAGAAACAUCAUCCAGUUCGUCCAUGGGCUCUUGGGAAGAUUUAUAACUCAGAUACUGGAAUUUGGACCCUAGCAGGUAAAGAGACUAGAACUCCUGGUCUUUACCAUCGUUUAGAUCCAGAUACUGGUGCUCCAACUGGAAUACCAAUGACACAUACUAAUGAACGUAUCCAUUCAAGUGUAAGAAUUAGACUUGAUCUCGGGGGACUUGGUGAAGAGGAUAUGACAAAGUAUAAGUGUCCAGCACUUUUAAAGAAAGGACCAUGGCGCCUAGAUCAAAUUCGAAUCAAAGUCACUGAUCCUAUUCCACCAACAGCCACAUGGGGUCCAACAGCUCCAGCAGCAUUGGAUGAUGAAAGAACCAGCGACCUGAGAUGGGUAUGGGAAUAUGAUGGACCAGAAAAGAACGCACCCGUCAUUCAAACUAUUGUUGAAGAAAAUCUCGGUCCAUAUGAGAGAAAAUUACUCCUAUUGAAUAAAGACCGGGUUAAAUAUCAAGAAUCACUUAUGCAUCGACGACGCAAAAAGAAAAAGAGAAGAUCUCAUCGAACAUCUAGAGCAGGGACGGAAAAGGGUCAUAUGACAGCCGAUGAUUUGUUAUUGGGAGAUACAGCUGUGAAUGGAGACUUAGGAAGAAGAAGAAAUAGAGCGGGAAGAGAUGAGGUGGUUAGUUAUGGAAGUGGGCCGGUGAUUAUUGGGGAGGAAUUGGAACCGGAUGAAAAGCUGGAUAAACUACAUGGGUUCUCGAGUUAUAAUGGAGAAAGAAGGAAGUCUCGAAAACCGGGGGUUUAUGGCCAGGGAUUUGGAGAGAGAUUGGGUGAAUUACCGGUUAGAAGUCGCACGAAGGUUACGGCUGAUCCGAGGGAUUCGGAAUUAGAGAAAGAUAUGAGGGAGAUGGAGGAGAGAAGAGCGGGGAUCAGCGGAAAUACGACAAACGCGACGAAUUCGAGAAUUAGAAUUGUCCCUAUUGGAGAAGAGGAAAAUGAAAAGAAAGAGAAGCCUAGACGAUCUCGAGUCGAAAUCCAACCCCAGGAACAGGAUGAAAUUGUCGUAUUCGAAGAACACGAUAGUCCAGACGAACGCACGAAUCGUAGAUCUAGAGUCGGCGCUCGUGAUCGUGCUAGAAGUACGGCGAGAACAAUCGAUACAUGGGAGAGAAGUGAAGUGGGUGAAAGCACUAUUUUUACGCCUACGCCUAGAAAUAGAUCGCGAGGGCGAAGCGGACUUGGAGAAAGAGAUUUAAAGAGUCCGGGUGUAAGUGUCAGGGAAAGAGAGUUGAGCGUUCCUAGAAGUGUGGAUAGUUGGGAGCGAAGCGAUAUUGAAAGUACGGUUUUGACUCAAAGAGAGAGGGAGAAAAGUAGGACGCCAAAAUCAAGGGGGGCGAGGGCGAGAAGUACAGCUAGGACGAUCGAUACGUGGGAGAGGAGUGAGGUGGGAGCGAGUACGGUUAUGAGUGGGGCGAGGACACCAGGGACAAGAAGUGGGGUUAGUGCGAGGGCUAGGGAGAGGAGUAGAGUGGAUAGAGAGAGAGAAAGAGAAAGAGAGAGGGUUGAGAAGGAAAGAGAGAGGGAGAGGGAUAGUGGGUAUGAAGGAGAGGGUGAAAGAUGGCAUGGGAGGGGAUACAAUUAUGAUGAGAGAAAACGCGGACAUAGUCCCGUACCGAGUAGACUUGGAGAGAGUAGGAGGGAUCGGCAGAGGUGGAGUGAAAGGGGGAGUGGAAUGAGUACUGGGGCCAAAAGUCAAGGGUUAUGA
Botrytis byssoidea is the source of this 2838-nucleotide messenger RNA. RefSeq lists its product as uncharacterized. The coding region runs from base 1 to 2838 and encodes 945 amino acids. NCBI's taxonomy places the organism in Eukaryota, Fungi, Ascomycota, Leotiomycetes, Helotiales, Sclerotiniaceae. The record is from RefSeq and is a predicted model, not a curated record. The transcript is spliced from 6 exons.